AAAGUUUCUCCGGUGCUGCCAGAUAUGAGGAUCUGAGUUUAUCGAAGAUCUCUAAAUUUUAGCUACGAUUAUGUCAUAUUUCCCAAAAUAUGUGGCAAUAUUUGCCCUCUUUGUCCCGAGUGUUGGUGCGCUGGACGCUUUUAUGGCUGCAGUCUAUGAACAUGCUGUUAUACUACCGAACAGAACAGAAACACCCGUGCCAAAAGGAGGAGCUUUGCUCCUGAUGAACAAGAACAUAGAUGUUUUGGAGAAAGCAGUUAAACUGGCUGCCGGGCAGCAGGGUGCACAUAUCAUCGCUACUCCAGAAGAUGGAAUUUAUGGCUGGGUCUUCACAAGAGAGACCAUUGACCCCUAUCUGGAAGAUAUCCCAGACCCUGAUGUGAACUGGAUUCCAUGUAGAGAUUCCCAGAGGCAUCACUGAAAUAUAGUAAGUUUAAGGCAAUAUCUAUUAAAUUAGGUUUGGCUACACCCCCGUGCAAGAAAGCUUCAGCUGCCUGACCAAGGACAAUUCUAUCUCCAUUGUGGCAAAUAUUGGGGACAAGAAGUCAUGCAAUGCCAGUGACCCUCAGUGUCCCCCCGAUGGUCGUUACCAGUACAACACCGAUGUGGUGUUUGAUUCUCAGGGAAAAGUGGUGGCACGCUAUCAUAAGUACAAUCUUUUUGCACCCGAAAUUCAAUUUGAUUUCCCCAAGGAUCCAGAAUUUGUGACUUUUGACACUCCCUUUGGGAAGUUUGGCAUUUUCACUUGCUUUGACAUUUUUUCUCAUGACCCGGCCAUCGUGGUGGUGGAUGAUCUUCAUGUUGACAGCAUUCUCUACCCCGUGGCGUGGUAUAACACACUGCCCCUUCUCUCGGCUGUUCCCUUCCACUCCGCAUGGGCCAGAGCCAUGAGAGUCAACCUGCUUGCUGCGAAUACCCACAACACUGGCAUGCACAUGACAGGGAGUGGAUUCUACACACCGGAAGCUGUCCAAGGGUAUCACUAUGACAUGGAAACAGAGUGGCCAACUGAUGCUCUCAGAAUUGAAGUCCCGGCCCCGUAGUGAACCCAGCUACCCUGUAGCUGUUGACUGGAGUGCUUAUGCCAGAAGCAUCAAGCCAUUCUUGUCUGAGCAGUCAAAUUUUCUGGGAAUGAUUUAUUUUGAUGAGCUCACCUUCAUUGAGCUUAAGAGAAACACGGGAAAUUACACAGUUUGCCAGGAAGACCUGUGUUGUCACUUAACUUACAAGAUGGCUGAGAAGCAAACAGAUGAGAUGUAUGCACUAGGUGGUUUUGAUGGACUGCACACAGUAGAAGGUCAAUAUUACUUACAGAUAUGCACAUUACUGAAGUGUCAAACCACUGACCUGAGAACUUGUGGGGAGCCUGUGGGGUCAGCUUUUACCAGGUUUGAAGAAUUUUCCCUUAGUGGCACAUUUGCAACACAUUAUGUUUUCCCACAGAUCAUUCUCAGUGGAAGUCAACUUGCUCCUGAGAGACAUUAUGAGAUUUCAAGAGAUAGACGUCUGAGGAGCCGGGGCGGAGCCUCUCUGCCUGUCUUAGUUAUGGCCCUGCAUGGAAGAGUGUUUGAGAAGGACCCUCCACUCCGCUUAGGGCAAGGACCUAGGAGAUGACCAUGAUCUCCUUCCACGGGCACACUUUCAGGAUUGCCCUGGCAAAGAAAGGGAGAAAAAAUAAUGCUUCAUGUCUGUUUAAAAGAGAUGU
Molecule: messenger RNA, 1705 nt
Organism: Leptonychotes weddellii (Weddell seal)
Lineage: Eukaryota; Metazoa; Chordata; Mammalia; Carnivora; Phocidae
Source: RefSeq, a predicted model, not a curated record